Messenger RNA from Sinocyclocheilus rhinocerous, 2704 nucleotides. RefSeq names its product ran-binding protein 3-like. Gene Ontology annotation, biological process: protein export from nucleus. The record is from RefSeq and is a predicted model, not a curated record. NCBI's taxonomy places the organism in Eukaryota, Metazoa, Chordata, Actinopteri, Cypriniformes, Cyprinidae. Bases 61 to 1473 code for a protein of 470 amino acids. The transcript is spliced from 16 exons.
UCACUGUAGAGCGCAGAGGAUUAUGGUUAGACAGCGGAAGUAAGAUGGCGGAGGUGACGGAUGAGGAGUUUUCUCUCUGAUGGUUGGAAACAGAAGAUCUUGACUUCAUCCUGCGGAGGAUCAGACAGCAGCAUGGCAGAUGAGGACGAGAAACCUGCCGUUGCUCCUCCAGUGUUUGUGUGUCAGAAAGAUAAAGCACAAAAGAGGUCAGCAGAGGGAUCCAGCUCAGAGGAUGGAGAGGAAGAGAAAACUGUGGGGUUUCGCCUGAAACCCCCGACUCUAAUCCAUGGCCAGGCACCGAGCGCUGGUGUCCCCAGCCCGAAACCCAAAGAAGCCCAGCGCAGCAUCCUGCGACCUCCAGUGCUGCAGCCCCCUCCGGCUCGAUCCCCCCCACAGAACGACUCGAGCGACAGCAGUUCAAACGGAGCGAAGAACCUCUCAGAUGGAGGAGCAGAAUGUGAACGUAACUCAGAGACGUCUGCUGCUGGCACACAGGAUAAUGACGUGUCACCGGUAAAGAGCAACAGCACUUUUGGGCACAAAACAGAAGACAAAACUGAAGGUGCCCCAAUUGAGAGCAGUUUUGUGUUUGGACAGAAUAUGAGGGACAGAGCAAAGGUGGCCAACAGCUGUGUCUCAUCCGAAAGUGGCGAUUCAGAGGAAACAAAUUACUUUUUGCAGUAUAUCACUUCCAGUGCACAAAAACCUGACAGCAGCGAUGCCAACAGCGUGAAGUUUGUCUUUGGGCAGAACAUGUUGGAUCGUGUCUUGGCACUGCCAAAAUUCAGCACUGAACCUCCAGGGAGCAGCAAAGAGCCUCAGUCAGAGAUGGGCCUGUUCAGCCAGAUUUCCUCCUCACACGAUCAAACCGUGGAGAAGAGUGACAACAUGAAAGAGUCUCUGGAGGAGUCGGCGGCGCGACACGAAGCACACAAACCACAGAAGUGUUUAUUAGAGCAGGUGGAGGUCAGGACAGGAGAGGAGUCUGAGAGCAAUGUGCUGCAGAUGCAGUGUAAGUUGUUUGUGUUUGAGAUGACGUCUCAGUCAUGGGUGGAGAGAGGAUGUGGAGUGCUCAGGCUCAAUGACAUGGCGUCCGCUGAUGACGGCACCUUACAGUCCAGACUGGUCAUGCGGACUCAGGGAAGUCUUCGAGUGAUCCUCAACACUAAGCUUUGGCCUCAGAUGCAAGUGGAUAAAGCCAGUGAGAAGAGUCUCAGAAUAACAGCCAUGGACACAGAGGAGCAGGGCGUCAAAGUCUUCCUCAUAUCUUCCAGCUCUAAGGACGGUGCGCAGCUCUUUGCAGCCCUGCACCAUCGUAUCCUGGCGCUGCGGAGCAUCAGCGGACAGGAGUCUGACGGCCAGCCGGCCAUCCGCUUCAGCGACGACGACGAGUCCCGCACGCCCCCCACAGCAGCCACGCCUGCUCCAGGUAAUCCAGAGGCAGGUGUGUGUCCAUCCACAGGUGACACAUAGUGCUGAGCCUGCUGCUGAUAUUCAUCCCACAAUGCCUCACUGCAGCCCUCUGAUCCCCUCAAAUACUAUGCAGGUGUUUUUUCUCCAAACUCCUUAAGGUGUACUGUAGUCAUGUGUUCAGCUGGUUUUAUUUAUUGCAUUGUAACAGCAAAAAAGCUCAUCUUCAGGACUGGACGCAUAACACUUUCAAUGUCAUCAUAUUGAUGAAAAUGAGAGGCUCUUAGUGUUUUAGUAAACCGAUUUUCCAUUCUAAAUGUGAGACUUAAUUACUCGCACAGAGUUAACAGAAACCAAACACGGAUGUUUGUUGUCCCAUCUCAUCUUCCAUCACAGUUCUGCUCAGUUUCAGCUGUGUUGUUAAAAUCAUCCGUCACUUUCUCACUUUAGAUCUCAGAAUGACUUCAGAUGAGUCCUGGGAUGUGUAAGCGGCGUUUAAUGUACUCGUAUAGUGCUGUAGAACAGUACAAUAUUAAAAGAGAGCUGAUCGUCCAUGUGACUGCUCUUAUAUCAAUUUUUCUAAACAUUUCAGAAUCAGAAACUUUCACACUGCAGCUUUAAGUGGACCUCAUUUAUUAUAUUAUGCAUAUUAUAUCAAAUUUGUUUAGUCUCUUUACUUAAAGGAAAAGUUCACCUAUAAAUGAAAAUUCUGUUCUGACAGAAGAUAUUUUUGAGGAUUCUGGGUUUGGAUGCGUAAACAGUGAAAUGUUUCAGCUUUUACAUAUCAUUGCAGUGAGGUUGACCAUUGUACAAAUACUUACUGUAAAUUAUUCUCCAGUUUCAAUGCAAUAGUACCUUUUCACACAGUAUAUUUUUAUGAAUAUGUCCUGUAAAUCAAGUUAGUACUGUACAUAGUUUAGGAUCAAAAGUUUUAUAGCAAAAUGUCUUAUUAAGGACAUUAAUUACUAUCAUAAAAUGGGUUCUCUAUUGUCUGUUACUACCGUAAUACUAUAUACAGUGGUUUUCACCUAAAUAUUUUGUUUAUUGAGGAGUUUUUUGUCGUUAGAUUAGUGAAAGAUUCUGUGCCCUGUUUCUCUUAUUUAACAGAUAUUUUGUUUAAAAGUUGCACAGCAUAUUUUACGUUUUGUGAUUGCGCAGCUGUAGAACUGGCCUGUUGGGGUGAAUCUCACAGAAUCUGUCAGGGUUGUAUUUCACACUAAAAUAAGAUCAUUAAAGGAAUGGUUCAACCAAAAAUGAAACUUUGCUGAAAAUGUCCUCACCCUCAGGCCACCCG